Molecule: messenger RNA, 2767 nt
Organism: Saccostrea cuccullata (small rock oyster)
Lineage: Eukaryota; Metazoa; Mollusca; Bivalvia; Ostreida; Ostreidae
Exons: 10
Coding region: 1-2208 (735 amino acids)
Molecular function (GO): protein binding
Source: RefSeq, a predicted model, not a curated record
AUGCCCAGCAUCAGCAAAUUAUUCGAUUUAAUUACAGUGACUUCAGAAAGACGUCCAACAAUAACACAAUGCACGUCCGUUCUUGCUAAUAUUGAAAGAACUGGGCAGAAGAGAGAGCUCUACCGCUUUAUAAUAGAUUCAUCUGAACCAAACUCCACAAGAGUAGAUACGCUAUGGCUUAAUCAAAAGGAUUACAAUUACAUUAACGUCACAUUUGCCGCCUUUUAUACAGGACCGGAGAAUAUAGCACUUCCAGAAUAUGUCAAAGGGUUCAAAUUUGGAAUAACGUCAGGGAAAAUUCAGAUUGGAUUAUCGAAAGUUGAUAGAAAAAAUCAGAACAAACCCUUUGUGAGCCAAAAUGAGACCAAAAAUUGUCGUUUCCAACCUGGAUCACUUAAUCCAAAUGAUGAUGUUUUUCAUUGCAACUUCACGGAUGAAAAUUUUGACUGGCUAUUCGAAAACGGAGACAAUUUAACGUUAACUGUUAUUGCUGAACACGGAGGGUAUCGAGAACUCGAAGGACCAGGAACUCAGUUACAGAAGGAUCCCUUCAUUGGCCAAAGUACAACAAAAUCAACAAUGUUUCGUUUUGACUUCAAGAAACCGCGUCAUUGCCUUCAAGAGAGAGACUGCGCAGAAAAAGCCUUAGAUGUAACAGAAGACAUAACAAAGUCCCCGAUAACAUUUACUUGGAACAAAUGGAACGAUGAUCUCUCAGGACUAAAAGAAUACAAACUGCAAGUUUAUUUGCUAAAACCGAAUACAACAUACCUUACAGAGCCCUACCCGUGGAACCCACUUGAAGAGAUUGUCAUUAACGACACCAAUGUAAAUGUUUGGUAUUAUAUCCCCCCAAUGGCAGGGAUGUAUUCGUUUAUUUUAAACGUGAUAGACAAUGCCAACAACACACAGUACGCUCGCACCUUGGUCUUGUAUGAUCCUUCAUCAAGCGUCACUCUGUCGACUUCACCGUUCAUUGCCACAAGUGCUGAACCAGAGACGAACUACAUGUGGCAAAAUAAUCUCAAAAAUAACAUUACAGUAUCAUGGAAGGGACGCUUUGAAAACAAAUUUCACGAUACAAAUAAACUUCUGAAUCAGGUUUCACAUUAUCAACAUUUUGAUCAUAUGAUAAAAUACGAAAAGCAUGUCCCACAACAACUUGAUGAUAAGACGGGGAAUAGAACGCUGGAACGUAUACCAAAUAUUCGUGGUAUAGUGAAAUUUGACUAUUUCUAUAGGAAUGGAAACCAGGGCAACAGGACGCCCACGUCAUGGGUUCCAGUAGGAAAUAUAUCUUCAGAAAGCCAAACAUUCUUUAUGGACCGACAAGAUGGAAAUGCAAUAAAUUUCUGGGUCAGAGCAACCGACGUCAUGGGGAAUGAAAAAGUAGACAUGACAAAAAUAUUCUUCGAUUCCACUCCACCAAAUGAACUGGCAGACUCAGAUGUUAGAUUCACACUUAACAUUAAAUCACCUACGUACGCUUUUUCGAGUCGAUUACAGGUAGAUGCGCAUGAUAGAAAUAGCGGAAUUUAUAAAGUCCACUUGGAUCUACUAGGAUACAGCAGCAACGAAUUAUUCCAUGGAACUGAUAUAAAAGGGAAUAAAUCUGAUGUUGAUGCUGGAAUAAAAGUAUACCAGAUAGGGACGGGAGAUUUCUAUUAUUUUAGUCAUUACAUUGACAUCAACAAUUGUUGGAUGGUGCUGUCGAAGGAAAAAUUCGCAAAUGAGUUUGUUUUGUUACAUUUGACUGUAUAUAACAACGCAAUGAAAACUACCCGUUAUAGUAAGACGAUUACAGAUUUAGUUUCACUUGACGGCAUAGAUGAGUACACUGGCCCUAAAAAUUUGACUGUGUUAGAAACCUACGACCACAGUGUUCGUCUGAAAUGGAUCGUAUCUCCAUCUUGCUACAAAAGGUCCAGGAUCGUCCUACAGUUCCGCUCAUCUAAUGGCCGAACAGAGAACCGAUUUAUCGACAAGGACGCAGACUGGGUGGAUCUGACAGGACUGAAUCCAGAAACAAGUUAUAACCUGUCUUUUAUCACAGAGUAUGGAAGACAAAAAAGUGAUCCCGUGUUUCUGCACUUCAGAACUAACAAACUACGACCAGCCUCUGAACCGACAAGUACAGCUGCAACGGACACAAUGGAAACAACAAAGUUUUUAUUUUUAUGUUACGCCGUAUGUUAUCUACAGCUUUAAGUACGUCCGAGACGGAUAAAGUCACCGCCUCCUCUCUGAUGACAACUCCUUCACUCCCCGGUAUCUGUAAACACGACGACGUAACACCACAAGCCACAUCUGACAUUACAAACACUUCCCCUCUCAAGUCGCAAGAACGGAAAACGACCCAUUUAACCACGUACGAACGAACUAAGACCACCUCGCCUACCCCCUCCCUCAUCACACACAGCGACACGACUUUCCUAAAUACACCCCCUUCCCCCAAUACCUACGAAGACGGGAAAAUCAACAGUACAUCCUCCUCCCACAUUACAUCACCCGACGCUACGGACGCUUCAACGAGGGACACGACCCGUAGUACCAAUGAGAGUUCGGACAAGGGUAUCAGAAAUGGACUUGACUAUUUAUUCAUUACUUUCCUUGUACAUUUAUUAGUUGUUUUGUUUUGAACAUAGUUUAUUGAUUGAAUUGAACAUAUUUUAUUGACAGAGUCAAAAGGAUCUGAAUAACUAGAUAUACAAUAUAAUGUCAUGCAUCAUUUGGAGAAUCUACAAUGUUUCGUCAAUAAAUUUAUGAA